This is a messenger RNA of Symbiodinium natans, 507 nucleotides long. The record is from the annotation of a GenBank genome assembly. NCBI's taxonomy places the organism in Eukaryota, Dinophyceae, Suessiales, Symbiodiniaceae.
AUGGCAAAGCAACAGAUGCAGGUGCUCCCUGCGGAUCUUGUUUCCAGUACCUGCGUGCCCAUCAGCGGGCCGCACACCGAAGAGGGGAGGUUAGCUUCAACCUCCAAGGGCCGUGUGACUCGCGAGAUGACGAGCCGCGUGGCAGGCUGGAAGGGGCUGACGCUUCCGCAGAAGCUGAUCUAUAGCAGCGCGGUGGUCAACUUGGGCGUGCUCAGCUUCGUUUGGGUCAAACGCCAGAUGAAGAUGGCAGACAAGGAGCAGAAAGAAGUUGAGGAGCUGCAGGCUACCAUGGCCGAAAUCUCCACAGAAACUUGGAGUGAGAAUAGCCGGUACAGGUGCUUCUUUGCGGCGCAGCAAUACUACCUGCUGAACGCCAACGGCCCGGAGGAGGAGACCGAUAAGGGAGCACGGCAUUUGCUGGAUGUGCUGGCGCAAUGCAGGGAGGACCUGUACAAGAAAAUCCCCAAGGACACGCCGGCCUCCCGACCGUCCUCCAUGGCUUCGUAA